GAUGCCCCCUUCUCCCUGUCCCUGGCUGUGAUUGGGGAGGGGUGGACAGGCUCAUUUCCUCUCUCCCCUCCCCGCAGGCAAUGGGAAGUUUUGUUUGUGAAGAACUGUGGAGUGUGAACUCCCCCCUCACCCUCUCCUAACUCUGCCGCCAUUUACAUACUAAUGGAUUAUUAGCAUUUCACAGUGCAGGGAGGUGGAUAUAAGGCCGGUGCCCCCCUCCCAUGUACAGCUCUAGCAGUGACCUGUGCCAAGCACACACCACCUCUGGGACAGUCACCUCCACACUGACCUCCACCUGAGGGUAGAUCCGGACUGAGUGCUGCCACCAUGCUCUACAACCCGGUCUUCCCUGGCUUUGGGCACCACCUGGCACAGAGCCCCACCAUGCCCGUGGCCUCUGAGGUGCAGAGGGGGCCCAAGCUCUCCUUCAACAUUGACUCCAUACUCUCCAAGCCGGACAAACCUGCUCCCAAACCUGGCUGGCAGCCCGCAUCUCCCCCGUCCUACAGGUACUCCUAUGGAGCUAUGCCCUACCCUCCAGUGUGGCUGUACAAGCCGGCAGGUGGCUACAGCAACUUCAUCCAGGCGCAGCAGCAAGUGGCAGUGCCCAGGGGAGAGUGCCCCUGCUCCGACCCCCUGUGCAAGGACAAAGGACUUGCAUUCACACACUGUGACAACGGGGCCAUAGGAGCUCUGUCUUGGAGGACCGGUCCCUGCAAGAUGAAAAGGAUCAGGACUGUGUUCACCCCCGAGCAGCUGGAACGGCUGGAGAAGGAGUUCCUGAAGCAGCAGUACAUGGUGGGCACAGAGAGAGUGGACCUGGCCACUACACUCAACCUCACAGAAACUCAGGUAAAAGUCUGGUUUCAGAACCGUCGCAUUAAGUGGAGGAAGCAGAGCCUGGAACAGAAGAAAGCCAAGCUCUCCCAAUAUGGGGUUAUCCCGGCCGAGAGUCCGGAUCACACUGACGAGAGGGAGAUGGAAGAUGAGCUGGAUGUAGAACUCUAGGUUCCAUGGCAUGGGUUUUCAUGUCUCCUGAAUUGUUGACCACUAGAACUUUUGGACUCUUCAGUCUGACUGGAUGAUUCAGCCUGGUAAAAGUUGCCUGAAGACUAUAACAGGAGGAUCAGGUUUUACUCCUUUGCCAAAUUUUUUUCUAAAAAUAGCACUAAAGACAAAGUGACAGAGACACAUAAAGGGCUACCAAAACCGAUGACCAUGAUAAUCAUCCCUCUAUCCGUUCCCUCCAAGCCAUAGAUAGACCAAGGUGCUACCAUUGUCCUGGGUUCACUAAUGUGACGCCACCCCUAGCAGUGCCCUGGAUGGCGGAUGGACUCUUGCAUCUAUGCGUGUUGUUGACCAGGACUUAUUUCAUCCGUAGAAUGUUCUUUAUCUAAGUUGUGUCUUGCUGAGCGACUCUUAUGAUGUGACCCAGCACUUUGGUCUCCUAGUUGUAUAGACUGGGUGAAAUAUGAGAAGGGGACACAGUGGCAUUUUUGGACUCUAUGGGUCCAUGGGUAUAUUUAAUUGUACAUGUUUUCCGUAAAUUAACAGUUCAUAGUUUUAUACUUAUCUGAUCUAUGUAAGCGGGCGUAUCUGGGCGGUUAGUUAUUGUCUUUCCAGUUGCCUUACUUUUCUUACCAAAAAUACAAACAAAUAACCAGGUGUUGGUACACUUAUACACUUGGCUUAUUUCUUGUAGACUGUUCUGGUAACUGGUCUUAUAUAUAUUUUGUGCAGGGGGGAGGGGGGUUGAUGACACAUUGCAGUGCAGUGUGCAACGGGUAGUCUUCGCACCCUGGGACUUCAUCUGUGGCUGAAUUUAAGGUCCAAGACUUCUCUGAUACAGUGGUCCGUUGAGUUCCAGGGCCUUGUUCCUGACUUUAUAGGGCUCUAUAUCUUCCAUAAAGUAACUUUCUGGAAAAUAUAGAUCCUCAGAUUUCCUGUUUUCCAGUAGAUGUCUUAUCUGCUUGAUGUGUACAAUGCUCUGAUUGUAUAGAGACCUUCUAGUCAACAUCCAAUCAUUUACUGGAGCACAGAGUCAGUAACCGAGGGGUUAUUUGGGGGGACUGGGAAGGCCAGGGUGUCUGCUUGUAAUAAUGACUGUACAUACUGUUACUUUAUUUAUAUAAAACAUAUUGGAUACUGUAAUUUAUUUAUUUC
This is a messenger RNA of Pseudophryne corroboree (corroboree frog), 2163 nucleotides long. RefSeq names its product homeobox protein notochord-like. Gene Ontology annotation, biological process: brain development; regulation of transcription by RNA polymerase II; central nervous system development. Bases 328 to 1008 code for a protein of 226 amino acids. Lineage: Eukaryota; Metazoa; Chordata; Amphibia; Anura; Myobatrachidae. The transcript is spliced from 3 exons. Gene Ontology annotation, cellular component: nucleus. Gene Ontology annotation, molecular function: DNA-binding transcription factor activity, RNA polymerase II-specific; RNA polymerase II cis-regulatory region sequence-specific DNA binding. The record is from RefSeq and is a predicted model, not a curated record.